This is a messenger RNA of Paramacrobiotus metropolitanus, 848 nucleotides long. Its product is annotated as small nuclear ribonucleoprotein F-like. The transcript has a single exon. Gene Ontology annotation, biological process: spliceosomal snRNP assembly; mRNA splicing, via spliceosome. Bases 309 to 575 code for a protein of 88 amino acids. Lineage: Eukaryota; Metazoa; Tardigrada; Eutardigrada; Parachela; Macrobiotidae. Gene Ontology annotation, cellular component: catalytic step 2 spliceosome; U1 snRNP. Gene Ontology annotation, molecular function: RNA binding. The record is from RefSeq and is a predicted model, not a curated record.
ACCAUUACAAAAUUUAACAUUACAAAAUUUACGGUCACACCAGCGUAUUAAGUACUUGCAUUUCGCUUAUCAACAAAGUGGUUCAGAGCUUUUUUUGACGGUUUGGUUUUGUUGAUGUCCCUUCUUUUCACAGUUAUAGGUCUGCUAGUAGCCUAGUUUGCUCUGCACCACCGUAGCUUCGCGAAUCCACUGCAGUUUGCACAGCAAUCAGUCGAUUGAAUUCUCUUCACAUCUCAAGAACCGACUUGGUUUGAUCCGUUAUCAACGGAAUUUGGAUACAGAUUGUUACCGGUUGACGGUAUUGUAGAAUGUCUUCUGGUACUCCCUUGAAUCCCAAGCCUUUUUUGAACGCCCUCACUGGCAAAUCAGUGAUUGUGAAGCUGAAAUGGGGCCUGGAAUAUCGGGGGUUCUUGGUGUCCGUGGACGGCUAUAUGAAUCUCCAGUUGGCCAAUACCGAAGAGUACGUGGAAGGCGCCCUAACGGGAAACCUGGGCGAGGUGCUGAUUCGCUGCAACAAUGUGCUUUACCUUCGUGGAGUGGACGAAGAAGAGGAAGACGGCGAAAUGAAGGAGUAACUCCCUUUGCUCGCCAUUCAGCUUCCGCACCAACCAAUGCGGGAUAAUUUUUUAUGUUGAGCGCUUCGCGUUCUGGCCUCGGUCUCUUCCCCCGUCAUUUCCUAAUGAUUUUUCGUUGUUGUUGAUAUUUCAUUAAGUUUGUUCAUUGCACUUAAUUUUUUAAAUAUUGAGGGGAAAUUAAAGAAUUCCCAGUUUUCCAUGUUGCUUUUAAUUUGAGCUUUUGUCGUUUGCCUCUCACUGCUCUCAGUUUUUCAUUAAAUGCACUCGAAGAAA